CGUCACGCGACCGCGUCAGUUGGAGAGCGGGCGCAGGUUACGCUGUUCUGCCGCUCGGUGGACUCGAGGAACAUUUAAUGCCGAGAAGACGACUUUAAUUGCAUCGGCCAUUGACCUUAAAGCGGGCCUCUGAGGGACGACAUCUCCAACAAACACCGAUGAAGAAACCUAGAUUAUCGAACUAUUUAGUUUAAAACAAAUGUUUACACAGGCAGCUUCAAAAAAACCUACUUCCAACGAAAAGAUUCUUACCGUAACAUUUAACGAGCUCUUUUAAAAGCUUUGGGUGGUCCGGAUCAAAAACUAAUAGUACAGGUCCAUAGCCAUGGGUCCUGGUCCCAUCGACCCAAAGGAACUCCUGAAGGGCCUCGACUGCUUCCUGGGCAAGGGCGGGGACAUCAAGGGUGUCGAAGAUGCGGCCAGGAUAUACACUUUGAUGAAGGAUGCGAAAAAAUUGGUGAGCAGAUGCACCUACUUGAACAUCAUCCUGCAGACGAAAACACUGGACGUGCUUUCAAGGUUCAUCGGCAUGGGCGGCUACAAGCUGCUCAACUCGUGGCUGGGACAAGCCAAGAACUCCAACAACAUCGCGCUCAUGCUGCAAAUCCUAGUCACGCUCAAGAGGCUUCCGCUCUCCGUUCACCACCUCAAGCAGAACAACACGGCCAAGAUGGUGAAACAGCUGAGCAAGUUUGCCGACAGCGAAGAGCUGAGAGAGGUGGCGACGUCGCUGGUGAACGGCUGGAUGACUGUGAUCCGCUCGCAGAGCGCGGCCAACGCUCCCGUGCCAGCAGAAAGGCCGGAGAAGAAGAGGAGGAAAGAAGACGGCGUUGCCGCAACGGUGCCAACCGGCGUCGUCGCCGGUGCCGCCGGCGUCGCCCCCGGCAACGUCGUCGGCAAUGCCGGCAGCGGCGCCAGCAGCAGUGCCGGCAGCACCACCAGCAACGCCAGCAGCAGUAGCAGCAGCGGCGGCAGCAGCAGUAGCGGCGGCGGCAGCAGCGGCAGUCCCGUGGUGGAGAAGAAGACUGCGGAGCCGCGCGGCAUCGUGCAGCUGGAACGGCGGGAGAAGCCGAAAUCAGCGCGCACGGUCGCACCGUCACACGCUCGCUUCCGUUCCACCGGCCUCGAGGAGGAGGCUCCACUCCCGUCCCAGAUCAAGAAGACGGCGGCGGUGCCCGUCGCGGAGAAGCAGCCGACCCCCGCCAAGGUCCUGCCGAGCAUCACGAUCAAGCGGCAGAGCCCCGUGAGCAUUGGCUCGGGACCCCCAGAGAAGAAAUACAAACCCCUGAACAUGAACCCCAACAGCAACAAGGAGAUCAAAGUGAAGAUCAUCCCCGCACAACCCAUCGAGAGCCUGGGCUUCAUGGAGGCCCUGAACUCGGCUCCGGUGCUCGGCGUGAAGAUCAAGAAGAAGCGGAAGAGCUCCUCGCCCACCAGCGCCAAGUCCAACCCGCUGGACGCCUGCGGAAAGUCCGACGUGCCCUCCAACCCGGCCUCGCCAACUUCGGGGGCGUCCGGCACCACCGCCGCUGCGGGGUCGGAGGGCGAAUCGGGAGCCACCGGCGGUGCCGCAGCCGCCGAGGCUAACGGCGUCGUCACCGCGCCGGCGGUGGCGGCGGCGGCGGCUCCGGCUGCUGCUGCUGCUGCUGCGGUGCCCACGCAAGCAGAGACGGACGGGGAGCCGAUGGACUUUGAGCCGCAGCCCGAAGGCACGGAGCCGGCGCCGGAGGCUCCGGCGGCCGAUCCGGUGGUGGUGGCGGCGGCGGCGGCUGCGGUGCCGCUCGUCGACCGGACGAAAAAGGGCAAGAAGCGCAAGACGGUGUGGUGGCCCGAAGACACGAGGCUCCGGGAAGUCUACUACUUUGAGCUGGACGAGAUGGAGAGAGUGAACGUGAACAAGGUGAAGGACUUUGGGGAGGCGGCCAAGCGGGAGAUGAUGAUGGACAGGAGAGCAUUUGAGACGUCGCGAAAACUCAGCCACGACUCCAUGGAGGAGAAGACUCCGUGGGUGCGUCCGCGUCUGCUGGACGUGGUCUUGGCGGAGUUUGGCACGGGCAGCUUGGAGAAGCGCGUUCAGCAGGAGCGCGAGAUGAGCGUCCUGCAAGAGCUCUUCCUCACCAAAGACAGCGUGCCGGACAACCCUCACGAGCCGGACCCCGAGCCGUACGAAGGCCGACAGCCCAAGCUCAUCCCUCUGGAGGACGCGUCCGCUCUGGAGACCUCGGCAACGCCCGACGCGCAGCUUCCCGCCGGCGCCACUCCCGCCCCUCCGCAGCAGCAGCAGCUUGCGCUCGACGGCUCCGUCUCCGGCCUGCCCCCCAUCCUCGCCAACCUCAUGGGCCUGGACGGCGGCAUCGUCGCCCUCGGAGGGGGGGGGUCUCCCGGCGGUCUCGGCGUAGGGGGGGCGCCCCCCAAACUGCCGCCCGUCCUCGCCAACCUGGUCAGCGGCAUGGCGGCGAAGGCCGGGGUCCCGGCGGGGCCGGCCAUGUUGCCGCCCCCCAUGGCGCCACUGCCGCCACCCCCCAUGGUGCCGCCCCCCCCGAUGAUGCCGCCCGGGAUGGCGAUGCCGCCGCCCAUGGGGGUGCCGCCGCCGGGGAUGGCGGCAGACGUGGCGCUCAAGGGCGUGCAGGAGCUGCUAUCGUCUCUCAUGGGGAACCAGCAGCACCAGCAGCUGUCCGAGGAGCUCCUGAAGCAGCCGGAGUUCACGGAGAAAAUCAAGCAAAUGCUGGCACCGCUGCAGAACCAGCUGCCGCCACCCCCCGGCCCGGUGCCGAUGCAGGGCGGCCCUCCCAUGAUGCACCACAACGGGAUGCAGUUCCCCAUGGGGAUGGCCAAUGGGAUGGGAUUCCAGCCCGGAGUGCGACCGCCAUUCCCAGUGGGGGUCCCUCCGCCAGGCACACACAUGAUGGGCCCCCCACCUCCCAUCAACAUGCCCCCGCCACCAACCCAGACGCAGCAGCAGCAACAACAGCAGCAACAACAGCAGCAACAACAGCAGCAACAACAGCAGCAGCAACAGCAGCAGCAGCAUCACAACAACAGCGGCGGCGGUGGUGGCGGAGGAGGAGGAAACGGUGGAGGGGGCAAUGAAGACUACUGGGAUUCUGGGAAUGAGGGGAUGAGAGGCGGCGGUGGCCGUCCGCCCUUCAUGCAGUCCGGGGGCGGGGGCGGCGGGGGGAGGAUGGGACGGGGAGGGUCGGGGGGAGGGGGUGGAGGAGGGCGGUCGGGAGGAGGCGGGUACAGGACGGGUCGCGGUGGACGUGGGCACAACAACGGUGGAGACAUGUCCAAGAGGCCGAUGUGCAGGCACUUCAUGAUGAAGGGCGGCUGCCGCUACGAGAACAUGUGCGGGUUUUACCAUCCGGGCGUCAACGGACCUCCGCUGCCCUGACCGAAGCUAAACCAUCCCGGGGUGCCCUACUCGUACCCACCCCCCCCCCCCCGCGACCCCCCCACACGCGCUACCGGUAACUGUGGGGGAAGGAGGAGGGGGUGGCGAUGGAUCUGACUUUGAAGUCAAAAACUAUAAAAACCCCCCAGCGUCACUGGGUUGGGGAAGUCGGGCGGGUGGGUGAAUUUUGACGGCGAUCGACCCCGACGGGACGGAGAGACGCGCACGUGCCGCCGGCUGUCCGGCACGGCUGAGAGGGUGACGUGCGUGCGUGCCCGUUGCCACGCGCGGUUGCAAAGACAAGAAUCCGUCGGAGUAACCGCGCGGCCCAUGCCGUGGUUAUACGAGAGGGGGUCGCCACGCUCAAGCCGACGCACGCUCUCCGCGAAGAGAUGCUGCUUGCCCCGUGACCAAUGGUAGAGAGCCGACCAAGGGUUGCACUUGGUGGCGCCGCGUCCGACGACGCGUUUCACUUGGAGAGAGAGCCGGGGACACGAUUUCUCUCCGGCUUGAGGCUGGGAAAAACGCUCUUUUGUGAAAACCGAAAGGAGCGGAUUGGAUUCCCGCGAACGAACACGGCAGCAAAACAAACUACGUGCUCAAUCAUUUUGGGCGUGAAAUACGCCAAGCGGUUGUCAAGCUUGAGUUUGGACGAUGGUCUCCGUUGCCCACUUUGUUUUGCAAGAUAAAAAGAUGUUUUCACCGUUUUUGUUUGAAGACUUAGAGCCUGUGGUAAUUAUUCUUAUUUUCUGAGAAUUUUUUUUUUUUUUUGGGGGGGGGGGGGUGGCGGUUGUGGGAGUUGAACAACGUGCAAGAAUAUUACUUUCGUCCACAUUUUCAGUGCGGGUUGUGUGUCGCAGUAGUUUCCGUGAGCGGAUUUGUGUUUUAUUUAAAUGUAUUAUAUAUAUAUUUUUACAUGUAUAAACAGUGUAUCACUUAAACGGUAUGCCAGGCGUAUCAUCCCAGUCGUGCCGCAAGGACACGAAACCGUUACUUUGAUACGACACCGAAAUAUCAAGAUAAUAUACAGGAUAUGUCCACUGGGCCUCAAAAGAUUUUCGUUUUUUCAGGAGGGCCUUGCCACAUUGGGAUGUUUGGCCAUAGAUCCCACGGGUUACGAGUUUGGGCUUCUCGUUGGGGGGAAGGGGGGGGGGCAGAGGGGGAAGGUACCGGAUAAAACCCAACACUGCGUUUGUAUACGAGGGGGACGACGCGCCGCUGAGAGGCACGCACGGAUACGUUAACGAACCCCCACUUGAUGUAUUUCAAUCUGACCGCCUCACAGCACCACCCCACCCCUCACUCAGUAGUCGUUGUGUCGGAGGGAUUUGUGUUUGUUUAACCAGACGGGAACUCAGGAGAACCAGCUGGUGCUAGGCAGAUACAAGCGGGGUGAGAAUUCAAGAGGACUGGCGCCUUGGAGCUGAGCCGAUGAAUCGUAUUCGAAGUCACUUUUGUGAAACUCCUGUGCGGGACAGAGAGAGGUUUUGUAAUCGUUUUGUCACCGAUGAUCCCAUUUGUCGGAGAGCGAGAGAGGAAGGCGAUGAUGUCAGGAGCAGGCAAGGAUGCGAUGUCAUCACGGCGGGUUUUCCUUUCACGUCGUUCAGAACGAUUGUCCGACGUUUCGCCCGACGCGCGCCCCCGGGAGCUUGCGUUCCCGGGAGCAGAGAUCUGGAUGUUGUGCCGAACAUUGAACACGCAGGCGGCACAACUCGCAAAAAACGCGUCCAUGGGUUACACGGCAACGGAGCUGAAAUCCUGUGCAGUUGCACACCCCCCCACCCACCACCACAAACAUUCCAGCGAAUGCAACGGCACUCGCUGUCUGAAAAAGAGGCUUUAAAAUCGUUUGAGGGUAAAAGAAACAACUGUGAAAUGUGCUGUCGGCGUUGUCACGGCCACGGUUCGUCGUUGAUGGCGUUGUGCAUCGCGAAAGCCGCUGAACGCGCGGUGGAUUUAUUUGUACUUUUCUAAUAUGGUGAAACCACAGAAAGUGUCUCUUAGUUGUUGGCAUCCGCCCGAAAUACGCCGUGAUUCGUGCCUCCGACGGUUAACGGCUGACGGGGGGGCGGGGGGGGGGGGAAGGAAUUUCGCUCGCCGCGGCACGUAACCAGCCCCGAGCAGAGGUUGCAACCGGGUACCCGAUACCCGUACCCUACCCGAUACCCGGCUACCCAUACCCGGCCGGGUACGGGUACCCGUUUGCAACCCUGGUGCGGCCGGGUACGGGUAGGCCCGUGAGUCACUGGUGAGUCACCGUUUGUCACUCAUUUCCCAACGUCUUGUCUCUUCUCACAAUUCAAGUUCCUAGAAUCAACCCACCCGCGCCUGCAACAUGGCUUCAUCCCAGAGGUCGCAAUCGGGUACCCGAUACCCGUACCCUACCCGAUACCCGGCUACCCGUACCCGGCCAGGUACGGGUACCCGUUUACGACCCUGGUGCGGCCGGGUACGAGUAAGGAAUCAAAACCCGUUUGCGACCUCUGGCCCCGAGUCCGUCUCUCUUCCCCACAAAGGUUUUGGAUGCCGUCAGUUCGCCCAACAAAUCUGCAUCCGUUGAUUAAAACGAGACGAAACGAUCGCUUGCAGCAAGCAACAAAACAUUUAAAUGUGCGCAGGUCAAACCGAAUGACAUCGUAUUCUCUGGAUUUCGACGGCCGUUUUUUCUUUUUUACACCCCCUUUAUUUUAAAAAGAGAACUGGUUUUGGGGGGGGCUUUGCAUCCAACAUCUUACGUGACUAGUUGUAUCUUCAUCGGUACAACUUUGUUUGGUGGUGCCUUCAAGGAGGCUCUUAUAAUCCAGAGAAUACGGUAAUGCAUUCCACGAGAAGAUAUUUAAGAGUUCACGACAUGAAUACAGAGGGGAGGGCGGUGGGGGGGGGUUUGAAGCCUAGACAUCGCUAGCAGCCGAUUGGACAAUUGAAUUGUAACCAUGCGGCCGUACGAGUGAGAGCUGCGUUUUGAUUUCAUCUUUAUUCGGACAUCAUUGGCGUCGUAAACGUGGCGGCAAGGUUGUUGGUAGAACUGGUAUCAUAACAGCUGCCCGCCCUCCCCCCUACAAACUGAUGAUCUCUAACGAAGGUAAAACCCUACUUUGGUGCGAAUUAUAAUAAGCACUGUCGAUUUGUCUAAAGAUUAGAGAACUUGGUUGUACGGAUAAAAUGUAAAAUAUGUCCUUCGACUUUAUCCAACUGUAGACCAGCACAAAGAUUGACAGGACAAUUGUUUACACAGGAUAUGAAGAUGAUGCUGUAUAUUAUAUUUUUUUGUACAAAUGGACUUGAGGUGCGUUGUGUGGUGAUAUCCGUGCAAGCUAGAUUUAGUUUUUUCAGAAUUCUGAUUCGGAAACCCAGGAAACAGCCGUUGUGGUUGCAGAAGAUUUAGUCACCGAUGAUUCCAAGUAAAGAUGAACCCAGCAGGUAUUCAGUUUUUUUUUUCGCGGCGCAAGAUUAUUGGGGCUUGUCGCCUGUUUCAUCCCGUGCAGUUGACAAUGCUGUACCUGGUUCCUGUGGUGAAACAUCAACGUACACACCGUUACAACUCACGGAGCACACAAUAGUUUCUACGCUUGCUCCUACCACUGCUGGGCAGAAGGGCCCCCCACCUGGCAGAGCCAUCCUCUGGAAGAGUGUACUUUGGCCUACUCUUCUACGCCGGCAAGAUGUUUUGGAAACCAGUGGGAGUUACCCCCAUUCUUUGCCCCACCGCAUGCAACCUGCCAAUCAAUUAAAUGGCUUGGCCACGCAUGCUCCCGUGUCGACCAAGGCAGUGGGACUUUAAGAAACUUUCCCCAAGGUGUGUAAUGAUUCCGUUGGUGGUAUUCGAGUCGGGUGGUCGCGUUACAUGCGCGUCAGAAUUGGUUCGCGCGCAUUUAACGUGACGUUUGCAAAUCGCUACGUGGGCAUCAAACGGAGUCUAUUCCCCUUUUCGAAAUAAUGUACAAUUUCAACAAACCAAUUGUUACGCAACCCGUUUGUCUUCCCGGAAUAGAGAGGUAUUUAAAUCUGGCUUCGUGGCGUAUUGACAACCCGUGAGUGAAACAAAGCCUUGUGAUGCGGUGUAUAGACCUGUAAAUUUGGGAAUUCAACUUUUUCAUGGAAUAUGCCAACGGAGCUUCCACACACAGACUCUUCCCAACCUUUCUGCUGCUAUCUGGUGUCACUCACGGCUUUGUGCCACACGGUGACAUCUUGAUCCAAGUUCAAACUUCAAGGGCCGUGUUCUCUCUUAUUCAUGGCUCGGCCCUGAAACGUUAAGGCUCGGCUCACGCUCGGUCACUUCCAAAGACGCACGUGGCCUGGCUCAGGCCUCGCUCAUGGAAAUCCAGGAGCCGGCUCAAGUUGAGCAUCGCUCUGAGCCGGCUCGCUCGCCACGCCGGAGCCGAGCCAGAGAAUACGAGGGGGGGGGGGGGGAGGGCGGCCCAAGUGUUAUUUCAAAGUGACAUUGCCAAAUUAGCUGCAAAUCGUGUAAAAUAUUACUGAAUGUUGGUAAAUCGAAAACGUAUAAGGGGGGGGGGGGGGGUGGUGGAGUUUUGCCUUUGUAAAAAUGCAACGGGCCGUGAAAUUCUUUGGGGCACUGACUUUUGUGACUGAGGGUGAAAGAUGUUUUCAUUGUAGUUUUAUUGUAAGAUAUCGCUAUUACUACUGCUACCAUGUGAAUGUUUCAUACCGGUAUGAGAAGCUUUAACAAGCGAGAGAGUUUGUGGAAAAUAAAGUUUCCUUUUUUCUACAA
This is a messenger RNA of Lethenteron reissneri (Far Eastern brook lamprey), 8123 nucleotides long. RefSeq names its product protein phosphatase 1 regulatory subunit 10 (gene PPP1R10). Gene Ontology annotation, molecular function: metal ion binding; protein phosphatase 1 binding. NCBI's taxonomy places the organism in Eukaryota, Metazoa, Chordata, Hyperoartia, Petromyzontiformes, Petromyzontidae. The record is from RefSeq and is a predicted model, not a curated record. Gene Ontology annotation, cellular component: PTW/PP1 phosphatase complex; chromatin; nucleus.